UUUCAAUAAAUAUACACACAUAUCAUAACCUUCCCUUUAUAAAAGUUUCUUACAUAUCAUUAGAGAUUUCUAAAAAGAGAAAUUAAGAAAGAAUGGAGCUUGCUCUGAGCUUAGGAGAUGCACCAAAGUCUGUUUCAUUUGAUGAUCAAAACAUAUCAUCACAACAUCACAAGAAGAAGGAAUUAGGGUUUUGCAUGGUCUUAGGAAGCCAGAUUCAAGAUGUUCAACACAAGAACAUAAUAAAGAAACAUGAUGAUGAGAAAACAAUAUGUUCUUCUUCAUCGUCGGAUCCAUCACCGCUACAGCUUGAUCUUCUCCCUUGCUCGUUAUCUCUCCAUCAAUCUCCAUCACCUUCUCACCGUUCAUUUCCAUGGCUAUCUCAAAUUUUAAAAGGAGAACCAGGUUCUCAAACUAAGCUGGGGAGAGGGCUAGACGUGAAGCCGCUAAAAGCGAUAUAUGAUCCAGAGAUUGGUGAAGAACCGAAGACAGUUGAGUCUUCUCCUAACGACAGUACUAACAGUGAUACGUCAUCAUUUCAUUUGGAUUUCUGUUCCAUUUUCAAAAGUGGCAAUACUGGUAGCAAUAUCUUGCCAUCAAGGAAAAGGGAAAUGCAAUACGUAACGGGGAACAUGGAUUAUUUGGCAGAAGUAUCAGAAAGCGAUCCUAGAGUUUAUUCAAGACGAGGAGGGUAUGGUGGAACUAGUGAUGAAGAUGAAAAUGGAUUGGGCAGAAAGAAACUCCGACUCACGAAAGAACAGUCUGCUUUCCUUGAAGAUAGCUUCAAAGAACACAAUACCCUCAAUCCUAAACAGAAGCUAGUUCUAGCAAACCAGUUGAAUCUUCGACCGCGACAAGUAGAAGUGUGGUUUCAAAACAGAAGGGCAAGGACAAAGCUGAAGCAGACAGAAGUGGAUUGUGAGUUUCUAAAGACAUGUUGCGAGUCACUGACGGAAGAAAACAGGAGAUUACAAAAGGAGCUUCAAGAAUUACGAGCCUUAAAAACUUCCCAACCUUUUUACAUGCAAUUGCCAGCCACCACCCUCACCAUGUGCCCUUCCUGUGAACGAGUCGUCACCUCCACCACCACUCCUUCAACCAAUAACCCACCGGCCAGCACCGCCACUGCAUCUCCUCGACAACCAGCCGAUGCUAGAUGUCCAUGACACACUAGCUAUCUAGCAGCACUAUAUCAAAUAUCACCAUAUAUAUUGCUGUACGUGAUUACCUUUUGAAAAGUCGAUCUUUUCCGCCUUGCUCUUGGAAUAUGACUAAGUUAUAGAGAAUGAAUUGAAGAUGAAAACGUUACAAAAAGGCCGGACAAUUAUAUUUGCAUAUGUAUAUACUCUUUUUUUUUUUGUCUAUUUUUUUUACCAUAUGUUCGUUGAUUGUGCCGUCUCUAGAGAUUUGUCUACUUUUUGCGGGUUCUUUUGGCUUUUACAA
Molecule: messenger RNA, 1440 nt
Organism: Erigeron canadensis
Lineage: Eukaryota; Viridiplantae; Streptophyta; Magnoliopsida; Asterales; Asteraceae
Product: homeobox-leucine zipper protein HAT14-like
Exons: 4
Coding region: 93-1163 (356 amino acids)
Biological process (GO): regulation of DNA-templated transcription
Molecular function (GO): DNA-binding transcription factor activity, RNA polymerase II-specific; sequence-specific DNA binding
Source: RefSeq, a predicted model, not a curated record